GAGCCUUGGUGCCAAGUAAUUUCGGCCAUAGAGCGUAUACACCGACCUUACCGGUAUAUCAAUGUGAGUCUCGUGAACUGAAGAGAUACGCUCCUGGGAUCAACUGUAUGUGGUUACCUCUUACGGCAACCCCUUAGUUCCCGUAAACUUGAUCUUUCACGUAAUAGAACCAAAAGCUAUCUAGGAUCCCCUUAUGAUAAACCUACCUUUGUUCUCCGUGAUAGAAGGCCUAAGCCUUUCUCCAAAAGUUCUACUAUAGACAUCGUGCUACAGAGCCCCCCUCCUCUAGUUCCUUUCAAACCUCCCCAAUCCAGCGUCAUAGCAUCCCGAAGCCUCGGACAUGUCGAAACGCCACCUCUUCCAGUCUUCGGAUGGACUCGUCACCAAAGCGAUUAGGGGCAUCAUCGCUUACAAUCCGUUGCUUAGCCUGGACGAGGCCAACCGAGUGGUAUUCGAUACAGCCCAUGACAAGUCCAACGUGUCGAUAAUUAGUGGAGGAGGUUCCGGCCAUGAACCUGCCUGGUCUGGAUAUGUCGGUCAAAACCUGCUUGCUGCUUCAGUAGCCGGAGACAUAUUCGCUUCUCCGAGCACAAAGCAGAUAGUCUCUGCUAUCGAUAGAGUACCUUCUGAGAAAGGAACUAUCCUAGUUGUCACCAACUAUACCGGUGACUGUCUGCACUUUGGGUUGGCGAACGAGAAGGCCAUUGCGAAGGGCCACAAAUGUAGGAUGAUCAUCUGUGGAGACGACGUGUCCGUCGGGAGAAAAGGCAGCCUGGUCGGCCGGCGCGGCCUAGCUGGAGAGCUCGGGGUUCUUAAGAUCUUAGGAGGUGCUGCAGGCGCCGGCGGCUCUCUUGAUCAGGUGUACGACCUCGGCGUCUCAUUCUCACAACAAAUAGUCUCGAUUGCGGCCACACUCGACCACUGUCAUGUUCCAGGCCGUACAGAGCAUGCUACGUUAGGGAGCGACGAAGUGGAAAUUGGAACUGGUCCUCACAAUGAACCUGGUUACAAGAAGCUGUCGCCUGCGCCGUCGGCACAGGACCUUGUUAAGCAGUUAUUGACUUACCUCCUAGAUGAGACGGACUCCGAAAGGGGUUAUGUGAAAUUUAAUGCCGGCGAUGAGGCCAUACUCCUCAUUAGCAACUUUGGGGGAGUGUCACACCUUGAAAUGGGCGCAUUGGCGGACGAACUCCUCGAGCAGCUCGCGAAACAGUGGAAACUCGAGCCGGUGCGCAUAAGUAACGGUUUCCUGGAGACAUCCCUCAACGCGCCAGCAUUUUCGGUAUCAAUCGUCAAUGUGACCGCUGCGGCUGCCAACUGCUCAUAUUCGGUCGAAGAAAUCAAAUCGUUCUUUGACGCCAGGACUAACACAUGCUGGGAAUCUCUCACGGGCUCUCAAUCCGUACGGCGCCCUCGACAGGACCAGUUUGUAAAGCCACCGCAAGAGCCUCAGAAGGUGAUAGAGGAGUCUAAAGAUCUUAAAAUCGAUCCAACUGUCUUGGACAAAAUGCUGCGUGGAGCUUGCGACCAGCUGAUUGUCGCGGAGCCAGACUUAACCAAGUGGGAUACGAUAAUGGGCGACGGAGAUUGUGGCGAGACACUUAAAACGGGUGCCAACUGUCUCCUCGCCGCGUUAGACUCAAAGAAGAUUGCCGCUCAAGGUUCCGUAAUUGCCGUUCUCCAAGAGCUUGAAGAGAUCGUCGAAGGCAAGAUGGGAGGCACGUUAGGUGGCAUACUGGGCAUCUUCUUCGUCUCGAUGCGCAACGCCUUGGAAGAGAAUACAGCCAUUGCCGAGAGCGAGGGACUUCCUAAGUUAUGGGCUAAGGCAGUCCAAGCAGCGUUGGACAAUUUAACAAGAUAUACGCCGGCCAAAGUUGGUGACAGGACUGUGAUGGAUACACUAAUCCCGUUCGCGGAGGGUCUUCGUUCGGGCGUAUUUGCGGACGGUCUCGAGGCGGCAAUCAAGGGGGCCGAACUGACAAGGACGUUGAAGCCGAGACUUGGUAGAGCUACUUACAUUGGUGCUGAUAGCAGUAAGAGUUUACCUCCUGACCCCGGUGCCUGGGGCGCCAUGGUGGCCAUAAAAGGCUUGCAGUUGGGUAUGUGAUUAUUUGCGUUGGUAGUAGAUAUUAUAUGUAAAUUGUGGUAUGGAUAUAUCGGUAGGUAGUCAUCGGUAUGAAUAAAUAGCUAGUGGGCGUCUUAAACUUAAGCUUAAGAGGCGUUUGCAUAAAUUAAUUUAAAUGGCGAUGAAUAUUUUCGUU
Annulohypoxylon maeteangense is the source of this 2261-nucleotide messenger RNA. RefSeq names its product glycerone kinase. Lineage: Eukaryota; Fungi; Ascomycota; Sordariomycetes; Xylariales; Hypoxylaceae. The record is from RefSeq and is a predicted model, not a curated record. Gene Ontology annotation, molecular function: ATP binding; glycerone kinase activity. Bases 341 to 2107 code for a protein of 588 amino acids. Gene Ontology annotation, cellular component: cytosol. The transcript has a single exon. Gene Ontology annotation, biological process: glycerol catabolic process.